This is a messenger RNA of Mycetomoellerius zeteki, 728 nucleotides long. RefSeq lists its product as uncharacterized. The coding region runs from base 24 to 446 and encodes 140 amino acids. NCBI's taxonomy places the organism in Eukaryota, Metazoa, Arthropoda, Insecta, Hymenoptera, Formicidae. The transcript is spliced from 2 exons. The record is from RefSeq and is a predicted model, not a curated record.
CAGGAAGUAAUACGCUGCAUGCAAUGGCUGGUAUUCAAUGUACGACUCCAAAAAUAAAAAACUUAUUUUCGUCUGUAAUCCCGAGGGUUCAAAAAAUACCAGCAAGUAUAGAAGUUGGAAAAUUUGGCCGUAUCGAUGUGUUACCUUUUCAAAAAGUUAAUCCAGGAAUAGCUUCCGUAAAGAUAGAAAAUUUGCAAGAUCUCAACCCGUUGACUAAUGAUAUUGAAGUAAAUACCGUUGAGUGCUCGUGGUUUUAUGGAAAAUGGCAACAUGGUGAUAAAAUGCCAGGAUGGAAUGGAUAUUGUGAAUUGCUAACCCGAAAUUAUAAGCCAUUUGAACUUGCACAAAUUAUGUAUUUGCCGAUCAUCGAUGCUCCUCCAAGCGACUAUGACACGAUCUACACCUCUCUGAAAGUAGCCGUUGAAAAAUCCGCUGCAGCUGGAUAGGAUUUCUGUAUAGUUACUUUCGACUUGCCACUAUUCGUCAAAGCCAGAGAUAUAGUUGCUCCUUGCAGCGAAAUUUGUGGUGUGAAAAGCGUUAUAGUGAGACUCGGUGGGUUUCACCUAGCUAUGUCGUUCCUUGGUUGUAUCGGAUAUAUAAUGGCGGGCAGUGGUAUUGAAGAUAUAUGUAGCUUGGUUUAUGCCAAAGGGUCUGUAGACAAAAUGCUAUCUGGAAAAGCUUCCGCUCGAGCAAUAAGAUGUCACUCGUUAAUUCGAUUAGCAUUAGCU